AUGAGGCCUUCGAACGCCUUGCUAUAUGUGCUCCCCGCCACGCUCUGUGGUGUGGUGGGGGCGAUCCGUACCGAGGAUGCCUUGAGUGCAGCCUUGUCGAGUCAGGAGGACGAGGAGCCUUCGAUUCGGGCCUUCGACUUCCGUGGCUUCACGGAUGCGAUGAAGAUUUCGUUUGCGAAUGGGAGUCACGUGGAUGUGCAGCUUCCAUUCUUCUCCUUGGCAGGUAAGGCUCAGACGAAUCCGUGUAAGCUUGUCAUGUACAGAAGUGCCAAGCACGUGCUUCAGAAGUCGCCCGCAGAAAUCAAGAUGGACACCGUCCUCGCAGCCAAAGUUCAGCUUGUUGAGCUCUGCAAGAGCUUUGCAGGCACCGGCAAGUUGCAAGCAGCCUGUGAAGCGCUGAACCUUCAUGAGGAAGCGGGGCGAAUUCAGGAUGAUGCGGAAGAUGCCGGCGAUGCCAUCCAGGCCUCAGACGCGGCCCCGGAGAACGAGGUCACCAAGAACAUCGUGAGGUCCGUGCAGAGCUUCGCCUGCAUGGUGAAGGAGGGCGCCGAGCUGUCCCGGGUACCUGUCAAGAGGAUGACGGGCUCCAACUGGGUGAGCCGGGGCUUUGCUGCUGGAGUGAACUUCGCCAAGAGGAGGGCCUCCCAGGCCAAGGCCGCCGUGUCGAAGAUGGUCGCCCGCCUUCAGGGCAGCGUCAUCCGCCGCUUCAGCAAGGGCUUGGCCCAGUCCAAGUUCUGCUUCGGGGACUGUAAGAAGUGGGAGAAGCUCCUCAAGACGGCCGUGGGCGACCAGGCAACCUACCCGGAGUCCUGCCAAGAUUUUCUCUCGGAAUUAGGCAUGAUGGAACUGAAGGGCGAUCCCAACGAGCGUCUGGGAAGCAUUGCCCCUCAGCUCUUGAAUGGCAAGCUGUCGGCGUUUGACUUGACCUCUCUCCACGUGGGAAGCGCAAGCAGGAAGGUUGAGGUGAGCGCGGGACGGUCGCUUAAAGUCUCACUUCAGAACACGCUCUCGACGGAGAUCGUCCAGGAAGUUGACCCUUGGGUGCUUGUUGAGACCUGGUUUGCCGGCGAGGACCUGGGAAGUGGCAUCGCCUCAGGAUAUGAGCAAGUGUCCUCGCCAUGGGAAGACUUGCACAAAUACCUCUCAUCGCGCCAGCAGAAAUGCACCGUGGACAAAAUCGGUGUUUUCAACAUGGGCCUGAAGAGGCGAUGGAAUGGUUUCCAGCUCAAGGAGCGCUUCCCCUGGAAGGUGCUUUUCCUGAGCCGCGCUGGCAUACAAAUCCACUCCCAGCAGCUUGGUUCCGGGUGUUCGGGAAUGGCAGAACCCGAGCUUACAGGCAAUGAGAGGCACGCACAUGGGAAGAAUUACGGCUACGACCUACAUGGAGAUCCCGAGGAGCUCGAGUACCCUUGCAAAUGGAUGAGCAAGGCCCGGGAGAGGGGCCUCAAGCCCCGGAACCGGCUGCUGCCGGUCUCGGACCUGAACUUCAGCUUCUUUAACAAGACCAUCGCGCUCCCCAAGUAUCUCUACGAGCCCAGCAACGUCUCCAUGCUCUGGAUGGACGAAGACAACAAGUUCCCUAUUCCGGAGUGGAUGCGGGGCAUGCGGAAGGUCUGGGAUGUGAACAAGUCGAAGAAGUACCUUGCUUGGGACAUGCGCGGGCUGCACGCCGCAAGCGACGCCCCGGAAGUGCUCGGAAAGCUGCGAGAGCUUGGCUGGCAGCCGGACCCGCUGGUUGUGGUGGAGAAGAGCCAAAAUGAGAGUGCGCAGCUCUCUGGUGCAAUUGUGAACUCCGUCUACCCGUACAACAAGCAGCUGGCAGGCCUUCCGUCGCUGCCAACCGAUCCAUUUCGCCACGGAGGUGAGAACAAGCUUUGGUCAAUCUACGACUACACGGAGUCCUACUUGCAAAGCUGCUUCUCCAUUGAUGCGACUUCCUUGCCUUCGGCGAAUGAUGGAGCAAGCGAUUUAGGCGGUGAUCUCACAGCUACGAUCGCCCUCUGCACCAACAACUUUGUCGGUGGGAAUCGGAGCUCCCUACCAUCAGCUUCUCAAAUUCUCAGGGAGGACGUGAUGCAAGAAUUGGUCAGGUACUUCUCGGAGGGUAAGCCAGAAGGCAUGCAAGUCGCAUCGAGCAUCGCCCAGAGUGAAACAGAUUGCACCGGAAAUACGUGCCUGAUGCCCAGCGACUGCAAGGAGAACACGGACAGUCCAUGCCCGAUUGGGCACGGAAACACCUUGACGUUGGGCCCUGGCUUGAUCGCCGCCUGCGAAGCUGCUGGAGUUGCGGGAGCGGCCUUCGGCGGGUUGGCCCUGGUCCCUCUCUGUCCGGUCCUCAUCCCAUUGAUGUUCUAUGCCGUUGCUCCCAUGGGCUCCGAUAUCUUCAUGGCCUUCAUCCUCGCAUCAAUUCUCGGUGGGCUCAACACCUGCGGCUGCAUCCCCCUGAACUGCGAAGCGAGCGCUCGAAUGAAGAACAGCGUCUGCGCGCUGUAUCACAAGCAGGAGGUGGAGAUGGUCAACGAGUACCACUUCAUCCCAGCUCCUGGAGAGAAGUUGCCUUGUUGGCGGCUUUCCCGGGGUGGGGAGGAAGGGUUGGCGAGGGGAGAUCCGAGUCUUUCUGUUCAUGCUGAGGCGCACAGGUGCGUGCCGACGAAGACCCUGGGCAUGGGGAUUACGGGCCUGGGUUGCGGCUCGACGUCUUGCAGCCCAGAGGAGUUGGCAGAUGCGAAGGUCGGAUGGCACGCUGAGAAUGGGAAGGUCUACGGGCACAGCGUUGGCAUCUACAACUGCAAGAAGGGCGACUUCAACGCUUCAGAUGUCAACACCACGAGCGCCUUCGACUACAAGACCUUCGUAGAUCUGCAUCCCAACUGGACAGAGCUGAGGACCAACAUGGUUCCGCAAGCUCAGGCACCGAAGAAGUUCUCGGGGCUUGCGUUGUGGACCGAGGGCUUACCAAAGGGCGUGCAGAAGUGCUUCGAGGGCCGGAAAGGUCUCCGCAAAGGCCUUGGAUACCUCUGCUCAUUCAAACGCGUUGUCGGCACCUUCGCGUCCUUUGUGAUGGGGAUGAUGGAGAAGCUCCUGAAUUUCAUGAUCAAUGUGGUCCUUGGAGCGCUGAAGCUUGUUCGCUUCGUCUUCUUCACGCUCAUGAGCGUCAUCACAAAAGACCUCGGCGGCCAGAGGAAGUGGGCAGGCCAAUGUCCUUCGGUCGAGGAUGAUGCCACAGACACCACGACUCCGGCAAGUUUGAUGCAGUUUGAGGAUGAGGAUGUCUUGAUGAUGCCCCAGUACAUGUCGCAGCAGGAGAGGCUCGGCUUCGACAGCCUCUGCAUGUCAGGCCAAGAGCUACGCCCUUGUGGAGAAGUCGAUCUUUCUGAGUACUACCUCUGA
Molecule: messenger RNA, 3390 nt
Organism: Symbiodinium natans
Lineage: Eukaryota; Dinophyceae; Suessiales; Symbiodiniaceae
Source: the annotation of a GenBank genome assembly